AUUUAUGAAAGGAUGAAUAGAAGAGCGAAUUCUCACGUGUCCCAAAUUUUAAGAUAUCAGCACAUUUUUUUUUGAAAAUUUUCUCGAAAAAUGGAUUCAAAUGAUUUAAUUGUUAAUUUUAUUACGAAAGAUCAACGAUAUGCUGUUCCUUCGAUUCCAGUUAAUAUUAAAAGUUCAUCGACGGGGGAAGAAUUUGAUAGAAUAAUCAAAGCAUUAAUUAAAGAUAACAAUGAAAAAAUUGCUUUAGAACAAGUUGAAUUCGAUUUUAUAAUUAAUGGAAAACUUUUACGCCAAACUAUCGACGAGUUCAUCAAGAAUGAAAACAUCAGUACCGAAAUUCAAAUUGAAAUAGAAUAUUUUGUUAAAUGUGAACCUCCAAAGCCGCAUAAAUCAUUUCUUCAUGAUGAUUGGGUCGCUUCUGUUGAUACAAUUGAUGAAUGGAUUUUGUCAGGAUGUUAUGAUAGUUCGGCGCACAUAUGGAAUAUCAAAAAUGGUCAACAUAAAAUCGCCAUACCAGCACAUACAUCAUCAAUCAAAGCGGUGAAAUGGAUUCGUAAUGGAUUGAGAAAGAAUAAUCAAAAAUAUACCUUUGUGACUUGUUCACAUGAUGAAACUGCAAUGUUAUGGAUUUGGGAUUCAAAACUUAAUCAAGUUGAACAUAUUUUCACCUAUAUUGGUCAUUGUCGAUCUGUAGAAUGUGUCGAUCAACAUAAAGAUCUUAUUGCCACUGGUUCAUAUGAUAAUAUGCUCAAAAUCUGGUCAGCCAUUGAUCCAAUUGAUGGUGAUAAUAAUGUAAAUGAAGGUGGGGAUGUUGAAAUGAAAGACAUUUCUAAGAAAAAAUUGCGAUCACCAGCAAUCACAAUGGAGGGACACAAAGAAUCCAUUUCGGGUUGUGUUUGGUUAAAUGAACAAGUACCAACAGUUUUGACUGUAUCAUUAGAUCAAACGAUGAAAAUUUGGGACAUUGAAAUUGGUGAACAAAAACAAUCAUUCACAUCAAGUAAAUCAUUUUUAGAUGUUGCAUAUUGUCCAUCAACUGGUAAUAUUUUGACAGCAUCUUGUGAUCGACUUAUUCGUAUUUGGGAUCCACGACAAAAUCAUGGAUCAUUAGUAAAAAAUGUUUAUAGUUCACAUGAUGCUUGGAUUUCAUCAGUCGAUUGGUCGCCAACAAAUGCGAAUCUUUUUGUAUCGGCAAGCUAUGAUUCGACCGCUAAACAAUGGGAUAUUAGAUCUCCAAUGGUACCAUUGUACGAUUUGUUAGGACAUCAGGAUAAAAUCAUGUCAAUUAAUUGGUCUAAUGAACAAUUCAUCGUAAGCGGUGGAGCAGAUAGUCAAAUUAAAAUAUUCUCAUGUUCAUUGUAAACAAAUAUAAAAAUGUUUUUUUAUUUCAUUCAAUUUCAUUAAAAAUUUUUAUCAUUAUUAUAAAGUGAUUAAUCCAUUCUAGUUUUAAGAGCUUUAACGGUUACUUUAUCUUUUUCGAUAAUA
Molecule: messenger RNA, 1485 nt
Organism: Dermatophagoides pteronyssinus (European house dust mite)
Lineage: Eukaryota; Metazoa; Arthropoda; Arachnida; Sarcoptiformes; Pyroglyphidae
Product: ribosome biogenesis protein WDR12 homolog
Biological process (GO): ribosome biogenesis
Molecular function (GO): protein binding
Source: RefSeq, a predicted model, not a curated record